AUGGCCAACCUGGAGCAGUGGGUUAAUGACAGGCUGCAUGACAUCCUGGGCCUGAGCGACCGAUAUGUGGCGCAGUUCAUGAUCGGCACUGCCCGCAAGGCGAGUAGCUCCCAAGACUUUGUUGCCCGGCUUCAGCAGACGGGCACCAUCGACAUCGACCAAAGCGUCACCGCCUUUGCCCAUGAGCUGUUUGAGAAGAUUCCUCGGAAGCAGGUCGUGGAGAAAGCCUCCCGGAUGAUUGAACGCCAGGCCAUUGAAAUGGACAGGAAGAAUCGCACAUAUACUUUACUGGAGGACAGCGACAGUGCCGAGGACUGUGUUGCAGAGAAGCGGGGGAAUAAAAAGAAGAGCAAAGACAAGGACAGAGGGAGCAAGAGGAAGAACAUCCGUCAGAAGAAGGAGAGCGAGUCGUCCAGUGAGGAGGAAGUGCCUUCUGAAUUUAAAAAAAAAAAAAAUUCCGACGCUGGAACUGUCAAGAAAGAGGAUGAGGAAGAAGAGGAGUGGGAAAAGGAGGAGCGAGAGCGAUUGCACGAUAUUGAGGAACGAGAUGCUUUUGCUGAGCGAGUCAAACAGAGGGACAAAGACAAGACGAGAAAUAUCGCAGAAAGGACCGAUAAAAAGGCUUACGAGGAGGCGCAGAAACGACUCAAGUUGGCUGAAGAUGAUAAGAGGAACAUGUUGCCCGAGCUGAGAAAGCAGUCUCGCCGCGAAUACCUGAAGAAGCGCGAGGAGGAGAAACUGGAAGACCUUGAGGCAGAGAUCAUCGAUGAGGAGUACCUGUUUGCCUCUGAUGACAUGACGGCGCGUGAGAAGAGGGAGCUGGAGUACAAGCGCACGCUGCGAGACCUUGCCAAAGACUACAAGAAGGCCGGAGCAAAGGAGCAAGAGGAGCGGAAGAACCGAUACUAUAUGCCGGAGGAGAUCAGGAGGAAGGUGCCUCAAAAGGAUUUGGAGUUAGAGGAGGAGGCGCCCAUGGAGCUAGGUGGUGAGCAGGGCCGCUGGGAGGAGGAGCGGCUGAAGACGGCCUCGCUCAGCUUUGGUGCCAAGAAAGAGCGUGAGCAGGGCAUGAAGCGCCAACAGGAGAAGUACCAGCUCAUCCUGGAAGAGGACGAGAUGAUCGAGUUUGUCAGCACAGCCAUCACUAUGAAGGGGACAAUGACCGAAAUGGACGACACUCCGACGUUGUCCCAAUCGGAGCUGAAGAAGCAGUCCAUUCAGGAGGUCAGACGAAGCCUUCCCAUCUACCCCUACCGAGAUGACCUGCUGGCCGCUAUCCAUGAGCAUCAAGUGCUUGUUAUUGAGGGAGAAACGGGCUCGGGCAAGACUACGCAGAUACCGCAGUACCUUGUGGAGGACGGUUUCACUAAGGGAGGAAUGAAGAUAGGAUGCACACAACCUCGCAGAGUGGCAGCCAUGUCAGUGGCGGCCCGGGUGGCAGAGGAAAUGAGCGUUAAGCUUGGUAACGAGGUGGGCUACAGUAUCCGUUUUGAGGACUGCACGUCUGAGAGGACGGUUGUCAAAUACAUGACAGAUGGCAUGCUGCUUCGAGAGUUUCUCACUGAGCCUGACCUCGCCAGCUACAGUGUGAUCAUUGUUGAUGAGGCUCACGAGCGAACCCUUCACACGGACAUCCUGUUCGGCUUGAUCAAAGACAUCGCCAGGUUCCGACCCGACCUGAAAGUUCUGGUGGCCAGCGCCACUCUAGACACAGAGCGUUUCUCCACCUUCUUUGACGACGCGCCCGUCUUCAGGAUUCCUGGUAGGAGGUACCCUGUAGACAUCUUCUACACUAAAGCUCCAGAGGCGGACUACAUGGAAGCAUGUGUAGUGUCUGUGCUGCAGAUCCAUGUCACACAGCCUCCAGGAGACAUUCUGGUCUUUCUCACCGGACAGGAAGAUAUUGAGACGUGCUGCGAGCAACUCCAGGACCGAUGUCGGCGACUGGGCUCCAAGAUCGCCGAGCUUCUCGUCCUGCCCAUUUACGCCAACCUGCCAUCGGACAUGCAGGCCAAGAUCUUCAGCCCCACGCCACCUGGCGCACGCAAGGUGGUAGUAGCAACCAACAUCGCAGAAACCUCGCUGACCAUCGACGGCAUCAUCUACGUCAUCGACCCGGGCUUCUGCAAGCAAAAGAAUUACAUCGCCCGAACGGGCAUGGAGUCGCUCAUCGUCAUGCCCUGCUCACGGGCGUCGGCCAAUCAAAGAGCGGGUCGUGCUGGCAGAGUGGCCGCCGGCAAAUGCUUCAGGCUAUACACGGCGUGGGCGUUCAAGCAUGAAAUGGAGGAGAUGACCGUGCCAGAGAUUCAGAGGACCAACCUGGGCAAUGUAGUUCUUCUACUCAAGAGUUUAGGUAUCAACGACCUCCUCCACUUUGACUUCAUGGAUCCGCCGCCGCACGAAACGCUGCUGAUGGCCCUGGAGCAGCUUUACGCGCUCGGAGCGCUCAAUCACCUGGGAGAACUCACCACGCUUGGUCGCAGGAUGGCCGAGCUCCCCGUGGACCCCAUGUUAAGCAAGAUGAUCCUCGCCUCUGAGCAGUACAAGUGUUCCGAGGAGGUCCUGUCCAUUGCCGCCAUGCUGUCCGUCAACAACUCCAUCUUCUACCGGCCCAAGGACAAGGCUGUGCACGCCGACAAUGCAAGGAUGAACUUUGUGGUACCCGGCGGAGAUCAUUUAGUGCUGCUCAACGUCUAUAAUCAAUGGGUGGAGAGCGGCUACUCCACCCAGUGGUGCUACGAGAACUUCAUCCAGUUCCGUUCCAUGCGGCGAGCGCGGGACGUGCGCGACCAGCUGGAGGGCCUGAUGGAGCGCAUCGAGGUGGAGAUGGUCAGCUCGCAGGGAGAUGCCAUGCCCAUUCGCAAGGCGGUGACAGCAGGCUACUUCUACCACACAGCGCGGCUAAGCAAAGGAGGCUACAGGACGGUGAAACACCAGCAGACGGUCUACAUCCACCCCAGCAGCUCGCUUUUUGAGGAGCAGCCUCGAUGGCUCAUCUACCACGAGCUGGUCAUGACUACUAAGGAGUUCAUGAGACAGGUGGUGGAGAUCGAGAGCGGCUGGCUUCUGGAAGUUGCUCCUCACUACUACAAGAGCAAGGAGGUGGAGGACAGCAACAGCAAGAAGAUGCCCCGUAAACAGGGCAAAGCCAAGGAGGAGCUUGGCUGA
Nerophis lumbriciformis (worm pipefish) is the source of this 3165-nucleotide messenger RNA. The record is from RefSeq and is a predicted model, not a curated record. NCBI's taxonomy places the organism in Eukaryota, Metazoa, Chordata, Actinopteri, Syngnathiformes, Syngnathidae.